This is a messenger RNA of Fimicolochytrium jonesii, 963 nucleotides long. RefSeq lists its product as uncharacterized. The transcript has a single exon. The record is from RefSeq and is a predicted model, not a curated record. Lineage: Eukaryota; Fungi; Chytridiomycota; Chytridiomycetes; Spizellomycetales; Powellomycetaceae. Bases 263 to 880 code for a protein of 205 amino acids.
UCACUGGAGGACGGGUACUGACUGCGCGGAGGAAGCCGAUGUUGCCUAGGAGAUUGUGUCGUCUGUCGUUGCACAGAUCCCGGAAGCUUUCAAGAACCUGUUCCCAUGUGUGUCGAGAUAUGACAGCGAGGAAGACGGUGAAGAGGGUGGGUCCGCGGAGGAAGGGGAAGAGAAGACGACGACCACGGGUCGGCGGAGGAAGGGGAAGACAACGACGGUGGGCAAGUGGAGAACAGCGGCGGCCGCCAAGUGGCGGACAGCGAUGGCAUGGUCCGCGUGCGAUUCACAAUCAGCGCAGCCCCUUUCCCGCCGUUUGGUUUGGGCGAUGCCGCCGCGGACUAUACGUGCCGAUAGGCACCAGUUUGAACCUUCGGACUCACAUGGCGGAACUGUUGUGCGCGGCUUGGGAUGGUUCGCCUCAUGGCUUGCCCUCGACCGUGUGGUUAUUGACCAGCACAACUCCUGUACAGGUGGCGAGAUGUCAUUUUUCAAGGACAUGGCGCCCAGCGGGUGGGGUUUACGGCCUGCCUGGAAACUAGCGCCCCGGGCUCUGAAGGCGGACACUAGAGAUGCGGGUUUCUUUGCUCUUGUUUGCGGGAAGCCAUAUCUCGAUGAUCGGACUUGUGUGUAUCGUACGGCACUUGCAAUCGUUUAUGGGUGCCGCACGGUACACACAGUUCUGGCACAAUUUCUGUCCCGAGACCUAAGCUGCGCACGAUACGCGACGCCAGACAUAAGACCCGCGAAUUCUGCCGGGUCCCGCAACUGGAGAGGUACUCGACGUAUUCUACCUCGCCCAACAGGUAUGGCGAUACUGCUUCCUCAAGUUGAAGACUCCGUCAGCCGCAACGACAAGAUGCAUUCGCCGGAGGACAAUUAACAUUUCAUAGCGGAAGCCGCAUUCUUGACGACCAAACCCACUUAUUUCGUGGGACUCUCCUCGCGAUACAUCAUCGAUACCAA